CCUCAUUUCGCCCCCGUUUCGAUGGGCGCUUAUACAGCGUUGGUGUUUGUGCUCGGACGCGUAAUAUCGUGAAAUAAUCACGGAUUUCUUAGAACACGAAUAACAACCUACAAAACCGACGAGUACCUUGACAUAGAAGCUGGUCUGUCCUAAAUAUCGAGCGGAAACAUGGCGGAUUUUAGAGGUGAAAGAUCGCCACGAGAGAAAAUCACAAGACUAGUUCAAACCCUACCUUCGCCUCAAACUACAUGAAGAUAAUUCCAUUUCUUCCUCAGUUAGAAACACCAGAUUUAUAUGGCAGCCCCAGUGUUUGCUUAUGCUGGUGAGCUCCUCCAUCAAGCUGCUAUAUACGACCAGCGGGAUUUUCUCAGGUCCCUUCUCCAGUCAGGGGUACAGGGAGAUGCAAACUGCAAGGAUCCAAGCGGUCUAACUCCUGUCCACACUGCAUCAGUGCACGACAGCCCUCAGUGUCUUGAAGAGCUGCUGAGUAAAAAAUGGAAAGGUGAUCCUAAUGUUACGACUGGAGAACUCCAUCAUUUCUCUACGCCUCUUCAUUUAGCUGCUCGCAAUGGUCACCUUAAGUGCCUCAAGAUACUGGUUGAUGCUGGUGCAGAUACAGAAAUUAGGAGUAGCCAGGGGCAGACAGCACGAGAGAUUGCAAUAGCAGAGGGAAAAUAUGAGUGUGCCAACUUUCUCCGCACAGUGGAAGUGAUCAAACGAGCUGCUAGGGAGGAGGAGGUUUGUCAAGAAAUGUUUGCUGCAUGUACCACUGGAGACUUACAAAAAGUUGUAGCACUCCUGCCUGAAGUCUCCCCUACCAACAUUAACAAGAUUUACCAGGGCGGCUGCACAUUACUGUACAAGGCUGCAUAUGGCGGCUUUUUCGAAAUCACUAAACUCCUAUUAGAACACGGCGCUGAUGGCUCUCCAAACACGUUCAGCGGAAUGACACCUCUUUAUGGCGCAUGCCUGAAGCACCACGCGGACGUCGUGUGGUUAUUGGCUAAGACCAUGCCGCAUCACGUGAACACUGCUACAAAGAUGGAGAAAAUGACCCCGCUCCACGUGGCCGCAGGGGAAGGCAACGCCAUCAUUAUAAGGAUUCUUCUGCAGACUCCUGGGAAUGGUUGGGAGCCCUCUCCGUGUAAUGGUAUAGACGUGAAUGCGCGGACUUCUAGUGGGAUGACCGCCCUACAUCUCGCCGCGUCAGGGGGUAGUGUGGAGGUAGUGAGACUGCUCCUAGAGAAUCGCCACAAGUGCGAACCACCAUGCAAAGCAAAGAGCAAGGCGGAUAUCAACGCGCAAAGCAUCAUGGGACGGACUGCUCUCCACGACUCCAUCACAGUGGGCCAAAUCGAAAUCGUCAGGCUGCUACUGGACAAAGGAGCUGACGUCAACUUGGGCUAUGACCCGGACAAGUUGAUGAUGGAUGACGAGCCUAAGAAUGAGAUCUCGCGCGUCGUCCGUCAGCUCGCGGAGGACUCGCGCCUGGAGGACAAGACGCCCCUCGGUAUCGCGUGUACCCAGGGAAACCUCGAAAUUGUCGCGAUCCUUGUUUCGGCGGGUGCAGAGGACGUGGAGAAUAGAUGCCUGGAGAACGCGGUGAAGGCGCAUCACCACGCGCUUGUACACUUGUUACUGAGCAAAGGUGUAAAUGCCGACAACGAGCACAAAAUCCCCCAUUCCCGCGGAAACCACAGUGCCGAGGAGACCUGGAAACUAAACUCCAAAGCCGUAGCCAUCAUCUGGAACGCAAUGAAACUGGUCAGCGUUCAUCCCCAGUGGAUCGUCGACGCCGCUAAGAAGCUCAACCCGCAAGUGGCUGCCGGGAACGUUGGACUUCACCCGGUCUUAAAGACCAUAACGAGGAUCGAUAUCUCGUGCAAUAAACUCACCAAGCUGCCGCAGAUAAUCUUUCAGCUACCAUCACUGAAGACUCUGAAUGCGUCGGACAAUCAAAUUAGCAGCCUUCCGAGUCUAUAUAGCGGAGGUGUGCGGGUUCAGAAUAGUUGUUCGUCGGCAACGGCCCCUAAUGGGAAGAAAUUUAUGUCGUGUGAUAAUAUUGCCGACAGCGUGAUUACCGAAAUAGAAGACAAUGACUUUACGUACGCGGAAUCCAGCUGGAAUUGCCCCCACUUGGAGGAAAUCGAGCUUCACCAUAACUCCCUUACGAGCUUGCCAACUUGUGUGUUUGAGUUGCCAUCUCUGAGAUACCUUAACGUGUCCAGUAAUGACAUUGUGACGCUGCCGUUUGCUAUGUGGCUGGCACCAGCCUUGAAGAUCUUUGAUCUCAAGAAUAACUACCUUAAGGCGCUCCCUAUUUUUAGGGAGAAGGGGAAGAAGGGAGCGGGGAAGACGUCGAGCUUGCCAAGACCCAAGAAUAAACUCUCGAAAAGCAGGGAUGCGCUGAAUAGCCAGUCCAUUCCAGAGUUCGAUGCUUCCCCGAAAAAAGGCAGCAAGGUAGAUGAAUCAAAGUCGUCAGAAGGUGUAAAACAAAAGCCAGGCUCCCCUGAGCCUUCCAAACCACAGCACCUGAAGGUCUUCUGCCACAGCCAGCUAUGGGGAAAAUCAGGAACAGACGAGAUAGAGGAAUCGGAAGAUGAAGAGGAUGAUCAGGAAUAUAAUAAAACUUUCACGUUACAGAAACUUGAUUUAUCAAACAACAGAAUAACUUCUGUACCUGUUGGAAUGCCUUGCCUUGCAACGAGUUUACAGACCUUAAAUUUAUCAGGGAAUAACAUCAGCGAGGUGAAGACAUUAGCUCAGUUCCCUUCCUCACUGUCUUCUCUUGAUUUAUCGAACAAUAGACUCAGCGAGUUUCUGCCUAUUGCGACAGAGCCUCCGUGGUUCGGCGGAGAUUGUUUCGGGAUUUCGGAAAGUCGUCGGCCGGGUAUCAGUCGCCGAACAAGCGCCGAGUCGAGCCGAAACCGCGUUCGGUAUUGUAAGCACACUCGGCACCGUUUAUUAUCUCAGCUAAAGAGAUUGGACUUGAAUAAGAAUAACAUCAAAGAGAUUGGGUUUUCGAGACCAGGGGCCAGGGUUCGCUCUGUCGGUGAUGCCAAAUCCCCGACCGGACCUAAAAACCCGGCAUGGCUGAUGACCGGGGAUUUGAGCGCUACUCAAACCUCCACAGUGAUAUACCCGUCAUUGCAGUCGCUUAACAUUUCUGGCAACCCUAUUGCGGUAUUACCUAAGGACGUAGGGCUGUUAACAAAACUCGGGUCCCUGCAUAUAAAUCAAACGGAGAUCUCAAAACUCCCUCCGGAGAUUGGGUUGCUAUCCGAUCUUUGGGACUUACAGUAUCAAGGGCUGACUUUACAAGACAUUGAACCAAGCGUGCUGGAGCGACGUAAGACCAAGGAUUUAGUGAGCUACCUCAGGUCGAUACUUGAGAGGUCCAAGGCGUACCCCUGCAUGAAGCUCAUGUUUGUGGGCGUGUCCAACAUCGGAAAGACGACGUUACUGAAUCAACUGCGUCAGGAAGGAACUGGUAGCUUUCAGAGCUCGCCAAACACUGGAUGGACGGAACGACAGCGACGAAGGAGAGGAGCAACUACUGUUCGACCCAAGAAACAAGAUCGUAACAUAUCCACGGUUGGUGUAGACGUGUCCGACUGGACCUUUCCAAAGCGGAGUGAAUUCUUUAGGGGAGACGCCAGCAGACCCAGUAUCAAGUUCAGCACGUGGGACUUUGGAGGACAGCGUGAGUACUACGCCACGCACCAGUGUUUCCUGUCUCACCGCUCGCUCUACAUUGCCAUGUGGAAACUGACGGACGGUGAGAAAGGUGUGAUCGAUAUUGAACCCUGGCUACUCAAUAUACAGGCACGCGCUCCCGACUCGCCCGUGCUCAUAGUCGGCACCCACUACGACAUGCUGACAGCCGAAGAGCGACGCUCCGACCUCCUCCCGACCCUCCAGGCCAUGAUUAAAGAGCGGUAUGUGGCCAUGGAGUACGGGGGAGGGGUGCAAAGCCCGCGCGAGCGGGGGCUACCGAAGGUGGUCAACCGGAUCGAGGUCAGCGGUAAGACGGGACACAACGUGCGCGAGUUGAGGCAUAUGAUUUACAGUGUGUCACUGGAUAUAAAGGAAAGAGGUAGCCGGACCCCACUGCUGGAGACCCCGAUCCCCGCGAGCUACCAACACGUGGAGGAGGCAGUCAUCAAGAUCCGGGAACACUGCUACCACGAAGACCAGACACCAGUCAUGCGCUCAGAGUUUUUUAGAAACGCGGUUCAGAAGGAACUUAAAAAACAAAACCAUCGACUUCGUGACUACGACGAACUACAACAAGCCACGAAGUUCCUUCACGACAAUGGUGUUCUGCUGCACUAUGACGACCCACUAUUGCGUGACCUGUACUUCCUGGAUCCACAAUGGUUGUGUGACAUGCUUGCUCACGUUGUCACCAUUAGAGAAGUCAACCCUCACAUAAACAACGGCGUCAUGAAGCUAUCAGAUCUCUCCCACAUAUUCCGAUCAGAGAACUUCCCCGCGAAUCUCAUCAAACAGUACAUCAACCUGUUGAGCAAGUUCGAGGUUGCGUUACCAUGGAGCUCAGAGUACCUCCUAGUCCCCUCACUACUUCCAGACAGACAACCUAUUAGUAACCAGCCUAUAGCCCCUGGUGGGAACCCUGUGGUGACUCGCGCCAUGAACAUGACUGCUUACACCAAGACUCGGGUACUGAGAAGACAGUACAUAAUGUCUUAUAUCCCUAGCGGGUUUUGGCCCAGGCUGAUAACAAGGGUGAUAGCUGACGAGGAGGUCCGUGAUGUUGUGCGAUGCUGUUGCCAGCUUGUGAUGGAGGGCGAGGCAGAGGAAUCUGACAAAGAGAAGCUCGCAUUUGUCGCUCAGCCUGACUGGUCCUGCUGGAAGACUGGGAUCGAGUUGUCUUGCUUUGGGGUCAAGCUUCUGAGGAUUUGUGACCUUCAGGGCUUGCCUUUUUAUGGGGCCCCGGAGGACGCAGUCCAUCCUGUCCACUAUCGCCAAGAGAUACACGAUACAACGUGUUUUUCUACCGUUGAGGUGAUCGCUCCAAGCGUCAGCAUUCUGAUGGAGAAGUUUGUACAGAAACGGCGGGUUAGCAAGCGGCGAGGAGGGAAGCAGUUCACCAGACAACACGACGAUGACGACGAGUCCCUGCUGGAAUCUCGUAGCUUCGUCGGCUUCCGAGUAAAGACGGUUACAGACUCAGGGGUCCAACUCGCCGCCAGACUUAUCGCGAUCGUUGUUGAGCACAUGGACACGCUCAUCACAGAUUGGUUCCCAGGCCUCGAUGCGUUGACCGUACAUGGGUAUCGCCUGGUUACCAGACUUAUACCCUGCCCGAAAUGCAUCACGGCCCUCUCUGAGAGUGGCUCCGCUGACCAGGACACUGAAGGUACAGGGGGUGUACCCAUCACACCACAGGGUGACAGUGGAGCUAACUUGACGACCGACACAAGUAGCACAGGGGGGUCUCCUUGGCCCAGUCCGAUACACGUUGCCGUCCGUAGGGACAUAAGAUUGGACAACAGUCCGCUUCUCAGAAAAAAGUCCGGAAGUAUAGCUAGCCAAGACAGCCUAAACAGCGAAAACCCUGACAGCUCUAGCGGGGCGCCCCUCUCACCAGCACUGAUCGUCCAAGACCUUUCUACACCAGACCGCUUCACGUACAAAUCUGCCAGCAGUGGCUUGGGUACUAAUGAUAGCUCUAGCUAUUUUGAGGACACGUCAGAGCAAAGUACGGACAGCCACGAGGACCAUGACAGUGAGAGUAGCACGGGGCCUAAAGAUGCAAAAAAAGGCAAAGCUCGUCGCCAGUUUUUCGGCAGCACAGAUAGCGAGGGUUCCCGCGAGGGAUCCCGCGGGAGUGACGCUAGUGUCGAAGUACGCGCGGGAUCACAGACUGACUCGCAGAGGAGUCGAGGCAGUACUGACAGUUCGUCCAGUUUCCGUCGCGGUGGUCGCUAUGGGUCUUUGCGCCGACGUCCCACAGAGCACGACAAGGUUAUCUACGCGUUUGAGUUCGACGAGUGCGUCAUGUGCGCGUACAACACAGAGUCCAUGGCGUGCAAAGAACACGGAGAAAUGGACCUGAGAGAGAUAACCCCUGAUGUGAUGUUCGAGGACAUCGCACCGCACUUAGCCAUACACUCAGGAAAUAUAACCCGAGGGAGGUUUCUAGGCAAGGGCACAUUUGGGUCCGUAUUCCGAGGGGAGCUCAGGGAUGCAUCCGGGGAGUCUAUCAGUAUCGCCAUGAAGAUGCCGCUGAACAACGAGAUCGGCGACGACGCGAAGCCCGAAGAAAGGCAGGCUGCCGAGGCUGCAAAACGCGCGCUGCGUGAUAACCCAACUAUGGCCUUGAAUGACGCCUAUAGGACGAUUCGCCAGGAGAUCUCUAUCCUACUGCCCUUGCGUCAUCAGAACAUCGUCGCGCUGGAAGGCUUCUGCCUUAGCCCCCUCUGCCUUGUUUUGGAGUUCGCACCUCUUGGGGCCCUGGAUCGAGUCUUGGUGAACUACAAGCGCGCGGGAGUGAGGCUAAAUCCUUACGUCAUGCAGAAGUGUAUUGUUCAGUGUGCAUCAGCCCUGAAGUACCUCCACAAGCAUCACAUCAUCUACCGCGACCUCAAGUCCGAAAACAUCUUGGUCUGGACCUUUCCUCAGCCCCAUGCCCCCGAGCAGAACCGCCACGACGUCCUCAUUAAGGUUGCCGACUACGGUAUCAGCCGGUCAGCGGCAUUAGCAGGAAUCAAAGGGCUUGGGGGCACCCCUGGGUUUAUGGCCCCGGAAAUUGAGAAGUACGUCGGCAAGGAAUGCUAUACGGACAAGGUGGACUCGUUCUCGUUCGGCAUGUACAUCUACGAGUUGAUAGCGCUGCACCAGCCCUUCUGCGACCUGAACCCCGCCCAAGUGAAACAGAUGAUCGUGGAUGGACUACGACCACCGCUGACACCUAAGGACCGUAAAGCACCCGUGUUCGCUAUGGAUCUGAUGGCCUGGUGCUGGGAGCAGGACUCUGAAAAACGUCCAACCUCAGCCCAAGUCUACGCCUUAGCAGCCUCGCCUGAAUUCUCGCGCUUGGCAGACGUGAUUACCUUUGACAAGCAGCUGACCAUCAACUGCGCCGUGACCGCGGGCUCGCGCGUGAGUGCGGGCUGUGGCGCGGAUGGGAGGCCGAGCGUGGGUAACGAGGUCUGGGUCUGCCGCAAAGAAUUGAAUGCCGGGAUUGGUACCGGGAAGAUCAAUGUUAUGAGUUAUAACGGAGGGCGCUGUACUCACAAGGAGGAGUUGACGGUUGGGAAGUCAUGCAUCCAUGUGGCGUGUAGCGUGGGCAGUACGGUUUGGCUCGGUACAGAGUCCGGAACCCUCCACGUCUACUGUGCUAUCACCUACCGAGAGCUGUGCAAGGGCGUGGUCAAGUGUGCAAAGUAUAUACUAAGUAUGACCCACGUGCCGAGGUGCAACUGGGUGCUAGUGGCGCUAGCAGAUGGAUCACUCCUUGCGUAUAAUGACAAUAUAUGCAACCACUACUAUUACAAGGAUGAUAGUAUGACACCCACGCAAGAGUUGUUACCAAGCCGCGGUUACCCUGGCAAUGGGAACCCCAUUCACUGCAUUGCAUCACUGCCAAUCAUGUAUCCUCGUAUAAAGGAGUCAACUAACGAACCCAGUUCUUCUCUGGCCGAUGAGUACAUUUGCGAGGUGUGGUGUGGUCAGGAGAAAGGCGAGAUCACCGUCCUAGACGGAGAUGAACUUCAGAAGAUCACCACAAUGCCGGCCGAGGAUAACGACUCAGACGUGACUUUACUCAGGGAACAGAGUGUCUCGCACCUAGAAACUGCGAGGACAUUCAGAUCCGGGUUCUCGUCAGAUGACCCCAUCGCACGAUCAGUUUGGGUGACCUUGUACCCAGGCACGCGCGUCUUCCGAUGGGAUGCCCAGGAGAAGCGCGUCGUACGAAGCGUGGACUGUUCGCUCUACAAGCCAAGAUUCGAAGGUCCAAAGACUGGCAAGUCGUCUCUCACGCGAGGGUCAGGAAUGAGACAAGGCCAGCUGAGUGCUGCUCGGGCGCAAGUAAACUCGCUCCUGGCUGUAGACAAAGAGCUGUACGUCGGCACAAGCUGGGGCUGCAUUCUUGUCUGUAACAGCAUCACAAUGAUGGUCUACUCUGUAAUACGAUCCCAUGAGGAUUCAGUGGGCUACAUACUGCCGAUGGUCAGUAACCAUAUUGGGGCUGAUACCCAUAAUGCACUAGUGAUGAGCUUUGGCCGAGGCUACCGUAGCAUUGGCGCUGGUCUCCAUGGCAACAACCCGUACCCAAGCCGGCAUAGUGGGAAACCGCUGGGCAAGCGCGAGUCCGUCCUACUCGUGUGGUUGUCCGAUCCUUGGGGCGAAACUGAGUGAGGAAAACGAAGAAUGGGCAUUAUUAGUCCCGGAGCUCAAUGCGAUAAAUUUGAAAUUACGCCGCAUGCGCACAACGUGUUAUUUUCGUGUCGCGUGAUAAAACGUGUAUAACUUUAAGGGCCAUGUUACGUGUUGUGACUUCGUUUUGAACAAAGUACGCGUUCACCUUAAAGGAAACUUUCUUAAUGGGAACAGAUAUUACAGAAAAUAUGAAAAAGAGGAGCAUGAAAUGCAUGUUAGGGUUUUCAAGUUGAUUCAAAAUUGUGGUGCUUUUGUGAUUCUAGCAAUUGAAAGCUUAGUGAUAGUUAAUAUUAUUAAAUAGACAGAUAAGAGAUAUCAUGACCCAUAUGAUAACUAAGAAUCAUAAUUUAUGUACUUCUUGUGCGCUUUAUUCAUGGCAAAAUGCAGUCAUGUACAUAGAACCCUGAAAUGCCACAACAUCAUCAAAAUAUUUAGUUUUGUGAUCUAUGUAUCAGCCCAGCUCCUCAUAAUUAUGUAUUUACCUCCCAGGCACAUUUCGUUUCCUGUGGCAAGAGAUCACCAGUAUGUCACAUUCUCGUCGCAAAUUAAACAUGCGUUAAAAAAGUUGUCACCUUGUAGGCGAAGGUCAACAUAUCUAUAUUUGAUAUGUGGUGGCAAUCUAAUACUGCCUUAAAUUUGUAUGUAAGUAUCAUUAUUAGUAAAUUAAUCAUAUUCAAAUCAAAUAACUUUUUUAUUUCAGCAUUUUAUUUAGUUUUGAGUUAUAUUUUUUUAUGAUGAUUGCUACUCCAAAAUUACAAUUGAUGUCCUUAUAUGGUCAGUGAUAUUAAGCGCAUGCGUGAUCGAUAUCCUUCACGUUCUUUCGGGCAUGUAACUAUGGGAACUACCGUACAAUUAUAAAUAGAAGACUGAAUGAAACUCAAAUAAAAGGCAAAAAGAUCACUAAAA
Molecule: messenger RNA, 9315 nt
Organism: Nematostella vectensis (starlet sea anemone)
Lineage: Eukaryota; Metazoa; Cnidaria; Anthozoa; Actiniaria; Edwardsiidae
Product: leucine-rich repeat serine/threonine-protein kinase 1
Exons: 39
Coding region: 295-8388 (2697 amino acids)
Biological process (GO): protein phosphorylation
Molecular function (GO): protein kinase activity; protein binding; ATP binding
Source: RefSeq, a predicted model, not a curated record